GUCCGCGUGCCGAGUACCGAACCCGUUGGGUUUUGGCGUCGAGACUGUACCUGUGAUGUGAUUCCGAUUCAAUUGGAAUUGGAUCGAGGUAAACGAGUGAAAUAUUACAAUUCUUUGUGGGUACUCCUUUAACGGAAGAUAUCGACCUCGUCCCAUUGAUCGAUGUAGUACGUGUGCUUCUCUGUACCACGACCGCGAUGCAGUGACACUAUCGAUGCCGAGGGGCAAGUGGAGAUCGGCAACCAAAUUGAGGGGUUGAAAAAUCCUCAAUAACGCAGGAGCUUGUGUCAUCGGACCCUAUGAUUGGACGGAUUCGAAGCGAUGAUGGAGGAACGCAGAAGCAUAAUGGGACCCUCUCGUGGCCGUUGGAGGGGCAGCGCUUGAGAUUUGAUUGCUGUUCUUUUUAAUCCCCGAAUCCCCAUCCUUCUUCACUUUCAGUUAUCUGCGAACUUCUGUGUUGUUUUCUUUCCCUUUUGGAGAUAUCCCAGACAAGUCAUCUUCCACGACCUUCAUCAUGGCUUCCAACCCCCCUGCCGCCUGCUGCGCUACUGGCUUCAAGCAUGAGGGCACCCCCGUUGGCGAGGUGAAGAACAUCGACGGAGUCGACACCUACAUCACCUACCCCAAGGACAACAAGACCCCCGAGAAGGCCAUCGUCUUCCUCACCGACAUCUUCGGCAUCUUCCCCAACUCCCAGCUCCUCGCCGAUGAGUUCGCCAAGAACGGCUACCUGACCGUCAUCCCGGAUCUGUUCCAGGGUGACCAGAUUAGCGUCGCCGACAUGGAGUCCGGCAAGGCCGAUCUCCCCGCUUGGUUGCCCAAGCACCAGCCCGCCAACGUCGACCCCGUCGUCGAGGCUUCAAUCAAGUACGUCCGUGAGACCUUGGGCGUGAAGAAGGUCGGCGCCGUUGGUUACUGCUUUGGUGCUAAGUACGUCACCCGCUUCCUGAAGACCGACAAGGUCGAUGUUGGUUUCGCUGCCCACCCCUCCUUCAUCACUCACGAGGAGCUUGGCGCUAUUCAGGGCCCCUUCUCCAUUGCCGCUGCCGAGACCGAUUCCAUCUUCACCACCCAACUCCGCCACGAGUCCGAGGACACCCUGAUCAAGGCCGGUCACCCCUGGCAGAUCAACCUCUUCAGCGGCGUCUCCCACGGCUUCGCCGUCCGCGGUGAUCUGAACGUGAAGAUCCAGAAGUGGGCUAAGGAGCAAGCCUUCGUCCAGGCCGUUGCCUGGUUCAACCAGUACCUGUAAGGAAAUAGAAUCCAUGCUGGUUUAGAUAAUUGGGCGCCGGUCUCUUUGUCUUGCAUACUUCCCUUUUGGCCUGGGGCACUUGGGCUGAUUGGUUUCGUAGAGAUGGGGCUGGUGAUUCUGAAAUGCAUGCCAAGUUAUGAGAAAAUGGAAUAUCAUCGUUUUUGAGAAUUGGAUAUAAGAAGUUUUUGAAAUAUGUUGCAAUUGAUGUCUAUAAUCUAUUCAAAACACGCUUUUCGUAGGUCAUCUUCACGUGAAACGCUGUUAAAUCACCCAUGCUGAACAAGGUCAGAACUGAUUGAUGUGGGAGUGGGAGUGGAGUGAAUUACUCCGAUCAAUGGAAAUAUAUGGGUAUUGACAAAUAUUUGAUCUGCCUGUCACUCUACUCGGGAGAGCCACAGGUGAAGACACCGCGUACGGUGCCGG
Penicillium brasilianum is the source of this 1675-nucleotide messenger RNA. NCBI's taxonomy places the organism in Eukaryota, Fungi, Ascomycota, Eurotiomycetes, Eurotiales, Aspergillaceae. The record is from the annotation of a GenBank genome assembly.